Molecule: messenger RNA, 4133 nt
Organism: Lineus longissimus
Lineage: Eukaryota; Metazoa; Nemertea; Pilidiophora; Heteronemertea; Lineidae
Product: PRELI domain containing protein 3B-like
Exons: 6
Coding region: 136-747 (203 amino acids)
Biological process (GO): phospholipid transport
Cellular component (GO): mitochondrial intermembrane space
Molecular function (GO): phosphatidic acid transfer activity
Source: RefSeq, a predicted model, not a curated record
GAUCAGCCAACAAGCGAGUGACGUAAGUUUCUAUGGUAAGGUCGUCAUCGUGUUCGACUUUGACCGAUCGAUGCGAAGUAAGUUGGUGAUAUAAGGGGAAAAGAGGAAUUAUUGGCCAUCUAUUUACCUGCAGAAAUGAAGAUCUGGACAUCAACACACGUUUUUAGCCACCCAUGGGAGACGAUAGCCAGUGCAGCAUGGAGGAAGUAUCCUAACCCAAUGAAUCCCAGUGUAACUGGUGUGGAUGUAAUUGAUCGUCACGUAGAUCAGGAUGGCAAACUCCAAAGUCAUCGUCUAAUGACCACGUCUUUUGGCUUACCAACAUGGGUCACAGAUAUGUUGGGAGACCAAGUUGCCCAUGUCAGUGAACAUUCCGAAGUCGAUCCUCAAACAAAAACGCUCACACUUCGUGCAAAGAAUCUUACCUUCCAAAGUUACUUAACGAUAGAAGAGAAGAUAAUAUAUUCUCCUCAUCCUGAUGACAAGUCAAAAACUCUCCUACAACAACAAGCUUCGAUAUUAGUGCAAGGAGUUCCUCUCACGAGUUACUUAGAAAAUAUGGUUGUCAGCAAUAUCAAUAAUAACGCCAGCAAUGGCCGGCAAGCGAUAGAAUGGGUGAUUGGGAUGAUCAAAACGGAAGCACAGGAUCUGUCAUCUGCGAUGUCGCGGGGCGUCGAUAGCGCCAUGAGUGAUUUCACCAAGAACGUCGACAGUCUUAUGCAUAAGAGCAAGCCAAGCGGUAUUUGAUGUUGGUCCCUUCUAGGAAAUAUUCAAUUGACAGAAAGUUUUUUUACGUAACUUAUUGUUUUUAGGAAAAGACAUCUCAGUCAUAAGCAAAAACUUUCAUAGAUUAUCUGUGAAGUGUUUCGCUAGGUGAGAGUGAAUUUAAGGUUGUGUAAUUGUAACAUGUUUCAUUUUAUGUGAAGAUUUAUUUGAAUUUGUUAAGUGUUGUUGUGGGUGUAAAGCAGAAAUGCUGUGAUAUCGUGCCUUCUGCGUUCAGUGGUUAACUCCCUCAUAUUCUUCAUCAGUUCGUAUCAAAUUAUUCUCAAAAUAAGCAUUUAAUUGAUGAGAAAUUAUGACAUCGUUCGAAAGGGAGUAAAAAACUAUGAUAACAUUAAAAAUCAAGGUCACAUUAUCAACUAAUUCUGUAUGUAAUUGCUCGUUGAAGAAAAAAAACAGUAUCUUUUUUUCUGCAAAGGCCACUACAUGCAUAAUACUUUAAAAUUGAGAUUUUUAUGUUCCCACCUCAAAAGAUCUCAAAGAACAAGUAGAUUGUCUGUGAAUUGAGCUCAACUAGUGUCUACCACUACCAGUACCACCGCUCAUCCAAGCUGGUUGUGUGUACUAAAUUGAUUUUCAUUUCGGAUGGAUGCAACACUUCGAUCCAUCAAGUGGCUUUCAACAUCGAAACCAUGCUCAUUCAAGAUGGCUCUCACCGCUGUCAUCUUGAUUUUUGCUUUUUCGCUGCAUGGCACUUUCAUUCAAACUAACUUAUAUCACAUCAGACUAAACACUGAAAAGUGAUUUUUAGCACUUCAUCAUUUUGCACCAACCAAAAUGGUCAGAACGAGGCGCAGUGCUUUACAAGACUGAAAACAGUGCUUCAUUGUAACCAUGGUGUUUUAGAAUCUUCCCUUCUUUUAUUGUGGCAUCUGCUCCUUCUGUAUACCUGUACAUGAGUUUUGUCGGGACUUGUGUGUUCAUUUCCUGUGCAUACUCGUUGGAGAUUGAUCUUCAUGCUUCCUUAGAUUAAUAGCGCUAGCAAUAGAGUUUACUUUAAACACAUAUUUGUCAGGUCGUGAUUCCGUUCAGGGUAUUUAACACUUGCACUGACUUUCUUCUAUCACUGUCUGUACAAAUUAUAGCAAGAAGGUGAAUUUGUUGGUGAUCCAAAUAUUUUACACAGCUGAUGUUGAAGCAUUGCAAGGUUUGCCUUGAUAGCCUGUAGCAUUUUGCGCUACGACAAAUCCUAAUGUCGGAUUGUUCCACUCCAGUGUUUUGAUAACCCAUUCAACCCUUGCAUGGCUAUUGUUGAUACAGGAGUAGUACGACGUUGUUGUCUACAAUACCUGACGAACUAUUUUAUUGAGAGACAAAAAACAUUAAUUAUUAUUGAGGUAGUUUGCUUAUCAAUUUAUAUCACCUCAUGAUCAACUUUUCUUCAGAUAUUUUUGCAUCAAGUGCUGUUUUGUGAAGCUUCACAUCAGGGAUUGAAUGAGUUUGAGGCUGAUGAGAGGAUCAUGAUCUUACAUUUUCAUUCAUUCAAUUGAUCAUGAACAACAAGACGAUGCAAACAAUAUAAUCAUUGUACAGUUGCACAUAAUGUAUUUUUCAGAGAUCUCACAAUCGUCAGGUAUAUAUUAGUGAUAGAGAUGAUACAUGUACUGCUGAUACCAUAACCCACUCUAUGCAUGUACAUGUUUUAUCUUGCAGGUCAUCUUAAUCAAUAUCAUUAGCUGGGUUGGUGCUCAGAUCAAGAGUAGGAUUAGCCACAAGAUAGGAGGAAUGGGGCUCCCAGUAACUGUGGCUUAUCAGAAUUUGGACUCGGCGCCAACCCUGAUUGUACAAGUUUUAGGUUAUUUUCAUUAAUAUUAUUUCAUUGCUGAAGGGUUGGACGGUUCCACAGCCACAUUUUCCACUGAUGUGGUUCUUGUUAUACACCUUUCCAGAAAUGGGGCGCUGAGUGUCCGAAAUAGUGAUGUCAUAAGGGGAAACUAGGCCUUAUGGUGGAGGGACAAAGGAGAUAGUCAUGGUUGACCAACACACUUGAAUGCCUUUAAUGACGGACAAGGGGGGAAAAGUUAAUUCCAAUGCAAGCCACCAAUUUCGGGAAGCAUGUAUAAAGUACCUGUUUGACCAGUAACGAGUAUAAAGGGAUUGAAACCCUGUUGACAUUUUGUUGCUAACAGAUAUUGUGAUUGUGGAACUGUGCUUGAAGGAUUGGCUUUAAUGUGUACAUAAACAAGUUCAAAGAUAAAUGUCAUCGCUUGGACUCUCCCUGAAUCUCAUUGAAACGGUUGUGGACAGCUUUUAUGAUUAUUGGUGUCCAAUCAUACCACUUGAUCUUGUUGAUGGUAGCUUUUUAUUGCAAAUCAUUGUUGUUUGGUGAUGUCAUUGAGUAUGCUGUAAACCUGAACAUUCCCAUGAUACUUGAUUUAGGAAAUUUUAUCUGAGGAUAAGAGUUGUGUUCCCUGAUAUUAUCCGCCAUGAAAAUGUUCAGGUUAACACUUUGAAACUCUACCUGAAGGGAUAUCAUGAAAUAUUGAUUACUGCCUGUAUGUUUGAUUUCCCUUGUUAUCCCCAGGUUGGAUUAUUGUUAGGUUCCAUUAAUGCUACUCUAUCUGUUUCUUCUAACUUAUCGAUUGUAAUUUAUAAAACUUUUUUCAAAUACUUUUUUGUGUUUAUUUCUGUUGAUUCAUCAGAUUGCAAAGUAGUCUACGGCUGUUCCCAGUUUACAGUCCUCACAAGUGCCUACUGAUGUUGGAAAGUGGAAGUUCCCAGUUUAGAAGACCAAAACUUUGUUCCACUGAGUAGAAAAAAUGGCAAGGUCAUAUACAGCCUCAAAAACUAAAAAAAUUUACUGACAUUUCCAGGAGUAAGCACUGCUGCUGUCCUCCAGCUGCCUCCCUCCCAGGAACUGCUAAAUGAAUCCCCGGGUGCCACUGCGUUGAACAAAAGCGAGAUAUUUCAGUUCUGACAAACACUAUAUGGCAGUACUUCAACGGCAAACUCGUGGCUGGUGUAACAGUUGAUUUAGUCUCCCUGUUUUAAAAGUCCUGCAGAUCGUUGUAUACCUUUUGUGACAUCUGAGAACAACAAUUUCUUCAAUUAAGUCCUGGUAUCAUUUUAGGCUCAUCUUCUGUGUGACAUGCGACUCAUUUUGUGUGGUGGGUCACAAUUGGAAAACUGUGCCUUACAAUGCCUUGUGAUGCAGUCAUGCAAUGGUAUGUUUUUUUAAGAGGAUACUACAAAUUGUCUUAACAAUGAACAAUUUGUCGCUUCUUGAGAACUACUUGGUUAUUUUAAUUGAAAUAGUUUAAGGUGUCUAGUUGGCUGUGCAAGUCUUUCCUCAGUGUUGUAUUAUAUUGUCUGUGUAGAAUGGGUGCCAAGUUCACUCAUACACUGGGAUGUUA